Molecule: messenger RNA, 569 nt
Organism: Desarmillaria tabescens
Lineage: Eukaryota; Fungi; Basidiomycota; Agaricomycetes; Agaricales; Physalacriaceae
Exons: 3
Coding region: 255-458 (67 amino acids)
Source: RefSeq, a predicted model, not a curated record
CUAAUUAUAACUCGCCGUCGGACCAGUUACCUGCCAUCAGGCCAUGGAACUGAGAAGGUAUUUCGGGACGCGUUUGUCACUCUUGAAACGUCCAUGCAAGGGCCCCGCUCCUUACCUUGUGGAACUUGGAAAACACAGGUUGCAUACCGCGCCUAUAAAAGCCAGUCAAUUCUGGUCCUAGUACAUCCCACAACCACACUCUCACAGAGAUAACCACCGCCUGCAUACCAUUCAACCAUCCAUUCACAUCCAAAAUGAUGUUCCAAAGCAAGUUGACCGCCAUGGCAUUGGCUGCCGUGCUCCUCUUCGCAGGACAGGCAAACGCCAUCGCAGCUAACGAUGUUGACGCAUGUAACGGUUCUAACGAAUAUGGUGUCGGACACUCCUGCGCCUUCCAGGAGUCUCAAGGCAUCUGCCAAACCAACAGUUGUGGCGUGCUUGUUUGUGUUCCUAACUGAACUAAGGCGGCCGUUGCCAGUUGCAGCGAGCCGAAUACUUCAUGGAGAGGUUAAAUAGUGAAUACGUCACUUCGUAGUUUUCGUACAAAUCAGAUGUUAUUCUUGAACGAG